This is a messenger RNA of Lipotes vexillifer (Yangtze River dolphin), 4918 nucleotides long. It is a transcript of the gene ZNF536, whose product is annotated as zinc finger protein 536. The coding region runs from base 135 to 4037 and encodes 1300 amino acids. Gene Ontology annotation, cellular component: nucleus. Gene Ontology annotation, molecular function: DNA-binding transcription factor activity, RNA polymerase II-specific; RNA polymerase II cis-regulatory region sequence-specific DNA binding. The record is from RefSeq and is a predicted model, not a curated record. Gene Ontology annotation, biological process: regulation of DNA-templated transcription. The transcript has 5 exons. Lineage: Eukaryota; Metazoa; Chordata; Mammalia; Artiodactyla; Lipotidae.
GGAGAAGACUGGGUUUCAGCGAUGUUGUCACAGGAGCUUGACUAAGUUGCCAAAACCUGCUUGGAUUUUUACCUGAUAGCAUUUGGCUUGAAAAGCGAAAAUGGUUCCAUUUCAAUUUUCCCUGGUUUCAAAGGAUGGAAGAAGCCAGUCUGUGCCUUGGAGUGUCCUCGGCGGCGCCGGAAGCUGAGCCCCAUCUGAGCAGCCCCGUCCUCAACGGCCAGUAUGCCAUGAGUCAGAAGUUGCACCAGAUCACCUCCCAGCUCAGCCAUGCUUUCCCCGAGCUGCAUCCGCGGCCCAACCCAGAGGAGAAGGCCCCGGUUCCCCUCGACGAGAAGGCCCACGUGCCCAUGAGUGGCCAGCCCAUGGGCAGUCAGAUGGCGCUCCUGGCCAACCAGCUGGGCCGGGACGUGGACACCAGCCUCAAUGGGCGGGUGGACCUGCAGCAGUUCCUCAACGGGCAGAACCUGGGCAUCAUGUCCCAGAUGAGCGACAUCGAGGACGACGCCCGCAAAAACCGCAAGUACCCGUGCCCUCUGUGCGGCAAGCGUUUCCGCUUCAACAGCAUCCUCUCCCUGCACAUGCGCACUCACACCGGCGAGAAGCCCUUCAAGUGCCCCUACUGCGACCACCGGGCGGCACAGAAGGGGAACCUCAAGAUUCACCUGCGGACCCACAAGCUGGGCAACCUGGGGAAGGGGCGCGGGCGGGUGCGCGAGGAGAACCGCCUGCUGCACGAGCUGGAGGAGAGGGCCAUCCUGCGGGACAGGCAGCUGAAGAGCAGCCUGCUGCAGCCCCGGCCGGACCUGAAGCCGCUGCCGCACGCCCAGCAGCCCCCGCUGGCCGCCUGCAACCUGGCCCUGCCCACCAACCACAGCGUGCCCGACGUGGCCAACCCGGUGCCCUCGCCCAAGCCGGCCAGUGUGCAGGAGGACUCAGCGACCCCCGCUGCCGGCUUCCGCUGCACCUUCUGCAAGGGCAAGUUCAAGAAGAGGGAGGAGCUGGACCGCCACAUCCGCAUCCUGCACAAGCCCUACAAGUGCACGCUGUGCGACUUCGCCGCCUCGCAGGAAGAGGAGCUCAUCAGCCACGUGGAGAAGGCCCACAUCACGGCCGAGUCGGCCCAGGGCCAGGGCCCCAACGGCGGCGGGGAGCAGUCGGCCAACGAGUUCCGCUGUGAGGUUUGCGGACAGGUGUUCAGCCAGGCGUGGUUCCUGAAGGGCCACAUGCGGAAGCACAAAGACUCCUUCGAGCACUGCUGCCAGAUCUGCGGCCGGCGCUUCAAAGAGCCCUGGUUCCUGAAGAACCACAUGAAGGUCCACCUCAACAAGCUGUCAGUGAAGAGCAAGUCCCCUAGCGACGCCGAGGUGCCUGUGCCCAUGGGCGGCAUGUCCCAAGAGGCCCACGCCAACCUGUACUCCAGGUACCUCUCCUGCCUGCAGAGUGGCUCAUUCAUGGCCGCCGACAAAGCCAGCCUGAGCGAGCCCAGCCAGCUCUAUGGCAAAGGCGAGAUACCCGUGAAGGAGAAGGAGGUUGCGGGGAAGCUGCCGACCCCCAUCUCCAGCAUGGCCCACGGCGUCCCCGAGGGCGACAAGCACUCCCUCCUGGGAUGCCUCAACCUUGUGCCACCAUUGAAAUCCAGCUGCAUCGAGCGGUUGCAGGCAGCUGCGAAAGCUGCUGAGAUGGACCCCGUGAACAGCUACCAGGCUUGGCAGCUCAUGGCCAGGGGAAUGGCCAUGGAGCAUGGCUUCUUGUCGAAAGAGCACCAGCUACAGCGCAACCACGAAGACACUUUGGCAAACGCCGGAGUUCUGUUUGAUAAGGAGAAGCGGGAGUACGUGUUAGUGGGAGCAGAUGGCUCCAAGCAGAAAAUGCCUGCUGAUUUGGUUCACAGCACUAAAGCGGGCAGUCAGAGAGACCUGCCAAAUACGCUCGACCCUUUGGAAGGCAGUCGGGAUUUUUUGUCACAUGGGCUGCACCAGGCUCUCGAGUACAACCUGCAGGGUCCCGGGAGUCUGAAGGAGAAGCCCACCGAGUGCCCGGACUGUGGCCGAGUGUUCCGCACCUACCACCAGGUGGUUGUGCACUCCCGCGUCCACAAGCGGGACCGCAAGGGCGACGAGGACGGGCUGCACGGGGGCCCCGAUGAGCGGCGCGGCUCGGGCAGUGACCAGGAGUCCCAGUCGGUGAGCCGCUCCACCACGCCCGGCUCCUCCAACAUCACUGAGGAGAGCGGGGUCGGAGGCGGGCUCUCGCAGACCGGGAGCGCCCAGGAGGACAGCCCACACCCCUCCUCGCCGUCCUCCUCAGACAUUGGAGAGGAGGCUGGGAGAUCUGCCGGCGUCCAGCAGCCCGCACUGCUUCGAGACAGGAGCCUGGGCUCGGCCAUGAAGGACUGCCCGUACUGUGGGAAAACCUUCCGGACAUCCCAUCACCUAAAGGUCCACCUGAGGAUACACACAGGUGAGAAACCCUACAAAUGUCCCCACUGUGAUUAUGCCGGCACCCAAUCAGCCUCCUUAAAAUACCACCUAGAGCGGCACCACCGGGAGCGGCAGAACGGAGCCGGGCCACUGUCUGGGCAGCCCCUGAACCAAGACCACAGGGACGAGCUGUCCAACAAAGCUGCUUUGUUUAUCAGGCCAGACAUCCUGAGGGGCGCCUUUAAGGGUCUCCCCGGAAUCGACUUCAGAGGUGGCCCUGCGUCUCAGCAGUGGACAUCAGGGGUGUUCUCAUCUGGAGAUCACUCAGGGCAGGCCACUGGCUUGUCUUCUGAGGCUCCUUCAGACACUCUGAAAGGUACCGACCUUCCUUCCAAAAGCACCCACUUCUCCGAAAUCGGGAGAGCUUAUCAAAGUAUCGUGAACAACGGUGUGAAUUUCCAAGGGUCUUUGCAAGCGUUCGUGGACAGCUUUGUCCUAAGCUCCUUGAGGAAGCAGAAGGACAUGAAGGGCAAAGCCCCAUCUGACCCUCCUCCCAUGAAGGUCCGCGGGGCAGACGGCGGCGAGGAGAAGGCGGGCAGCAAGGCGGCCCCCAGGAAGUCUGAGAAGUCUCAGUACGAGCCCCUGGACUUGUCCGUGCGGCCGGACGCCGCCUCCCUCCCAGGCUCCUCGGCGACUGUACAAGACAGCAUCGCGUGGCACGGCUGCUUGUUUUGUGCUUUCACAACGUCCUCUAUGGAGCUGAUGGCCCUUCAUCUCCAGGCCAACCACCUGGGCAAAUCGGAACGCAAAGAUAGCGCCGUCGGGGUGACGGUCAAUUGCACAGACCAAGCCCGGGAGGCCAGUAAAGUGGCCCUGUUGCCCUCGGUACAAUCAAGCAAAGAGAUGGCGCUUUCCAACAUGAUGGGGCCUCUAGACUCGCCUUCUGAAAAGAUGGCCCAAGGACAGGUCAAAGAGACUCUGGGGGAGCAGAAGGGUAGCCCAUGGCCCGGCCACAUGGACCCCACGUUCUGUAACUUCCCGUCAGACUUCUACAAGCAGUUCGGUGUUUACCCAGGUCUGCUGGGCUCGGGGGCCUCUGGUUCCUGCCCCAACAGGGAGCCUGACGGGAAGGCCCACUUGGAAGAUGAUGCCCCGAUCCUGAUCCCUGAAACCACAAAUAAGAACACUACUGAUGACCUCUCGGACAUCGCCUCCUCAGAGGACAUGGACUCCUCCAAAGGAGAAAACAACGAGGAAGAGGAUAUCGACACGGAGCCGGAGGUGAUGAGCAAGCCGCCUGCCCUGAGCAAGGACGGGGGCAGCGACGGUGGGGAUGGCCUGCUGCCCGCAGGUGCCCCACAGCCCAUCCAGGGACUGGUCUCCCCUCUACCCCAGGCAUCGGAGAAGCAGUGGCACAGCCCGGGCCUUCUUCCAGCCCAGGACCCCGUGGCGAGCCUGCCCAAGCCAGAGCGGGGGCCCCAGGGCCUGGAGAAGCCGAUGAAUGUGCUGUCGGUCCUCAGGGCCUACAGCGCCGAUGGCUUAGCAGCCUUUAACGGACUUGCAAGUAGCACAGCAAAUUCUGGAUGUAUCAAGAGGCCAGACUUGUGUGGUAAGUGACACCCCCUGUUCUAGUCGGUCUAGCUGGACUUGCCCUUCUCUGUUCGUGCUCCUCGGUGGCUAUCUGCAGCUUGUUAAUCGUGUAAAGUCAAGAGAAGAAUGUAUACACAUAUGUGUGUUGAAUAAAUAAUUACUAUUGGCAUAGGUAUGUGUAUACACAUGGCACACCAACCUAUGGUAUAUAUAGCAAAGAAUCAGGGAGGCUAAAAAUACUGCCCCAUAUGUUCCACUAUUAGCAAAGGAUGGUGAAGGCUUAGUAACUUGAAGGGGAGAGAAAAUUCCCUCCGGGUCAUGAAUUCUGCAUGACACACGCUGGUGGAUUCGAGGUCCCUUCACCUGUGGAAACCCUGAUGGGGGGCCUGCUCAGCACAGCUUCUAGAGGCGGGCCCUGCGAUGGUCUCGUUGGCAUUACUGCUUGUGUCUGAUUGUCCUGUAUUUUGUAACACUUUAGAGAAUACAGAAAAGUGCAGUAAUUAUCUUUCUCCGUAGUAUUUAAGCAGUAAUAUUGCUAGUUUAAUAUUGUGUCAGGUCGUCAUGUUAACCAGGAACAGAUGACGUAAAAUUCCAGUGAAUAGCACCUUGAUAUCCACUCCUUAAAAAUGGUGAUUGAAGCAAAAUGUGUAAACUUGUACCAGGUUAUCGUGUGCUUUGGAAUAGAGUAUUGUUGAAGUAAUUAGAAGAUACAUGAAGGUGUUCCUGGUAAUGAAGGCAUGUAAGUUAUAAUAAUUGUAGCUUUCUGAAUAAGUGUCAAACUAUAUCUUUAAGUGUGCUGUAUGCUGAGUUACAAGUUAGGUCAUUUAUGAAUGGAAUGUAAAACAAUACUAAAAAUGCUUCAAUAACUUAUCUUGGUAUUGCUAAUAAAAAAAAGCUGUGAAACAUUA